Molecule: messenger RNA, 1689 nt
Organism: Phytomonas sp. Hart1
Lineage: Eukaryota; Euglenozoa; Kinetoplastea; Trypanosomatida; Trypanosomatidae
Source: the annotation of a GenBank genome assembly
AUGGAAGUUGAUCACAGCUCAAAUGUUGAACGGCUAGAGUUCCUCUACCUUAAUAUGGUAGGCCAGGUUGUCCAGGUUCAUACAAUCGAUGGGUGUGUUUCUGAAGGAAUAUUUGUCUCUCGAACAGACCCCGAAACGCCAGAAAACGAGGCUGGCAUUUUUCUUUCCUUUCCUCGUUUUCUCCAAUCGGUUCACCAUAAAGCGCUGGACCCAUCUGAGUUUUCUACCGAUGCACGCCUUUUCUUCUACAAGGACAUUGUCAUGAUGGAUGUUGUGCACCUAAAGUUGCGUACCGAGACGCCGGGGAUGGGCAACGUCCAUUGCUACCGUGGUGAACAUGACCUGAAGACGCUGGACUGGGCCGAGGAGUGCGCGGCUGAGUUGUUGGAGACAGAAAAGAUGUCCCCUGGUGGAUGGGAUCAAUUUAAGGCAAAUGAACGUUUCGGUGUUACAUCGACCUAUAAAGAAGAUUUUUACACAACCAAACUCGAUCGUGCGAAGCUUACCAAGGAGCAGUUGGAGUACGCCGAUCGUGUCGCAAAGGCAAUUGAGAACUCAGCAACUCGUGGUGUGCAGCACCAGGCGGAGCGCGAAGAAAUUGCAGCUAUCGACUUAGACGAAGGGGUCUUAUUCUCUGAUGUAAUCCGUGAAAACGUGCCUAGAGGAGGGAAGAAGGGCUCUGGUGGCACAAUAACACAGCAGCAACAACAGCAAUCAAUUCCAAAGACUGCGCCAGAGCCACCCACGGGUAAGGUCAUGGCAGCCAAGCGAGGAACGGUCGACGAUGGGGCGCCAGCUCCCAUUGAAGGGGGCCAGAUCAAAGACUUCAACCCGAACCCGGCGGCGGCACCUUUUGUGCCCACUCGCCCCAUCAUUCGUGACUAUCUGCGUUGCAUUGCAGACGCCAUUAACAUUAACGAUGAGUGCUACGCCAGCGACCCGGACUGGCCCGGUGAAGAGGAUCACUACGACAGGGAUGACUCAAGCUACUCCCACCAGCACCCACAUCACAACCAGGGCCCGACUCACCAUCACCACCACCACCACCAUCAGCAGCAACAACAGCAACAAGCACAGCAGCAGCAACAACAGCCACCACCACAACAGCAACAGCAGCAACAACAAAUGUCCCAGGCCCAAGGCCGCGGCGUGCCACCCCAGGGCCAGUUCAUGGGUAUGUCAGGGAAAGGCUACGGCCCCAUGGCUCACAGCUUCAACCGCGGCGGCGGACACCCGGUCAUGCAUCACCAGCACCACAUGCCGCACCACCAGUAUGAUAUGGGCAACGCCAACAACGCGGGGUCGUACAUGGUGGGCGGUAACACGCAGGUCCAAGUACAACAGCAGCAACAGACGUAUGUCGACCAGAACAUGAUGGGGCCGUCGUCAUCGCGUAUGGGGACCACAAUGCAGCAACAGCGUUCGUCGAAUAAAGGGACGCAGCCGCAGCAACCAGUCGUGACUGCUCUACCCAUGCAAAACACCAAUAAUGCGGGCGGCGGAAGGGUACAGACGAUGACGCUUGGACAGCCACCUUCGGGGGGGAUGCAGGAAAUUGAUAACAAUGCAGGCGGAGCCGCGCUUCCCGAGAAGCAGCCCCCUAAGAAACUAAGGAGAGGUGGCGCUUCGGGUGGUAUGGCACCGCGCAAUGAUGCUGCAGAGGGUGGGCAAGGGGUCAAGAAGAAGUAA